Messenger RNA from Gossypium raimondii (Peruvian cotton), 975 nucleotides. RefSeq lists its product as uncharacterized. The record is from RefSeq and is a predicted model, not a curated record. Lineage: Eukaryota; Viridiplantae; Streptophyta; Magnoliopsida; Malvales; Malvaceae. The transcript has a single exon. Gene Ontology annotation, molecular function: RNA-DNA hybrid ribonuclease activity; nucleic acid binding. The coding region runs from base 1 to 975 and encodes 324 amino acids.
AUGGAGUCAACCGUGCUGAAUGGAAGGAUGGCUAGAUGGAAAAUUUUACUCUCUGAAUUUGAUAUAGUAUAUGUAAAUCAAAAGGCUGUCAAAGGGAGUGCAAUAGCAGACUUUUUGGCUAGUAGAGCUCUAGAGGAUUAUGAGCCUUUAGACUUCGACUUCCCGAAUGAGGACUUGAUGAACGUGGCAACUGCUGAAGAGAAUUCUCAAGAAAAUCAUCCUUGGAAGCUGAACUUCGACGGAGCAUCAAGCGCUGUAGGUAAUGGGAUUGGGGCAGUCCUUAUAUCCCCUAAUGGAGAUCAUUACCCUUUUACCAGUAAGUUGGGGUUUGAUUGCACUAAUAACAUGGCCGAGUAUGAAGAUUGCAUUAUGGGUAUACGGGCUACCAUGGAGCAGAAAAUUAAAGUACUAGAGGUAUAUGGAGAUUCAGCAUUGGUGAUAUACCAACUCAAGGGGGAAUGGGAAACUAGAGACCCAAAAUUAAUUUGUUACCGGAGAUUGGCUCUGGAGUUGAUCGAGGAGUUUGACAGUAUUACUUUUUGUUAUCCUACGCGAGAAGAAAAUCAAAUGGCUGAUGCUUUGGCUACCCUAGCCUCUAUGAUCCAGGUGAACAAACUAGAAGACAUGGAGCCUAUUCAAAUCAGCAUUUAUGAGACCCCGGCUCACUACUACAGUAUUGAGAAAGGGGAAAACGAUGAUCAUCCUUGGUACCAAGGUGUACUACAGUAUGUGAAGAAUCGUGAGUACCCUGAUCAAGCAACAGAGAAUAAUAAGAGGACGUUGAGGAGGCUCGCCAUUGACUACGUCUUAGAUGGAGAGAUUUUAUAUAAGAAAGGAAAGGAUCAAGUACUAUUGAGAUACAUGGAUGCUGUCGAGGCCAAGAGAAUUUUGGAAGAAGUCCAUGAGGGUAUCUGCGGUACGCACGUCAAUGGUUUCAUAAUGGCCAGACAGAUCAUGAGGUUCAGGUACUACUAG